AUGGCCACAAUCAUCAACACCAUGACGGAGAAGCUCGCCAACAUGAAGCUGGCGGGGAUUCCCACGCGUCCAAGCAGGGCUGCCAUCAGCAGGGCGACUCUUGCCGUGCCGAAUCCGGCUGCGACAACAUUUCGAGCGAUUCAGCGACUCUUGCAUGCUGCUCCAGUAACGACGAACACCGCGGCCGCGCUCGAGUGUGAGAAGACGUGCGAAGCCGACCUCCACGGCCCAGAAGGCUCCACCAGUCACAAUCAUCCGCAUGAUGCGGACGGUCACCACCCGACGUGGGCGUGCAGCACUCAUCUAGCCAAAGCGCUCGAACAAUACAGCGCCUACCUCGAUCGUCGGGCAGCCCACAAGCAUGACGACGCUCACCAUCGCCAGGAGGUUGACACUGGCGGUAGCAAGGGGCAUCUGGAGGGGCCCAAGGGCUGCAAGGCUGACAAGGAUAACUGCUGCGGUGGCCAGAGCAUCCAACACACCAGCAUCGUGGCCGGAGUAAGACCUCUGGAGUUGCCCUCAUCCGAACUGGACGUCGAGAACGCUUCAUGCAAGGAGCAUGUUGCGCUCACGGUGGAUGGGAUGACUUGUUCGGGUUGCGGUAACAAGUUGGAGCACACACUCAAAGCCAUACCAGGCGUGUCUUCUGUUCGGGUCAAUUUCGUCAUGGGUCAUGCCGAGUUCAGCGUCAAUACGUCGGUCAUCACGGCAGACCAAGUCAUCCGCGCGGCGGAAAGGGCGACCAACUUCCGCUGCCAUAGGGUGGCUGGUGACGACCAAGUACUCGACCUCCUCGCUUCCGGGAGCUCCGCCAAGGCGCUGAUGGAUGUUGAUAUUCCCGGACUCACAGGGGCCGUCAUUCUGAACAAGAGAACAGUUCGCUUGAGCUAUGAUCCAACCGUGGUGGGGGCAAGAGUGCUGCUAGACAAGGUGGAAAAACUGUGUGCUGGAUUAGCCCCUCCGCGGGAUGACCCUUCGAUCUCGAGCGGGCGCAAAAGGUUAUACAAUCAGCUCGUCAAGACAAUCCUGUCGGCCGCCUUUACCGUUCCUGUUGUCGUUCUGGCUUGGGGAGACUAUUCGAUCCACGAGCGGGCUCGGUCCACAGCAUCCAUCGUGCUUGCGACCGUUGUGCAGGCGAUGGCCAUUCCGGAUUUCUAUCGUCCCGCAAUCGGCGCACUCGUGCAUAGCGGUGCCAUCGAGAUGGACAUGCUGGUCGUUAUCAGCAUCACGGCUGCUUACGUUUACUCUGUUGUCGCCUUUGGAUUCCGCAUGGCGGGCAAGCCUUUGGAAGGCUCGGAGCUGUUCGAAACCAGCACCCUCCUCAUCACGCUGGUCCUGUUGGGGAGGCUAGUGGCUGCGUUUGCACGUACCCGGGCGGUGGAGGCUGUGUCGCUGCGGUCUCUUCAAUCCACAUCUGCCGUGAUUAUCGAAGACGGCCUGGACAAGGAGAUUGACGCGCGGCUGCUGCAGUAUGGCGAUGAGCUGAAGAUUGCUCCUCACUCGACAGUUGCCACAGACGCGACUGUUGUGAGCGGCUCGAGCGAGGUCGACGAGUCCAUGCUCACAGGGGAAAGUAUGCCGGUGUUGAAAAAGCGGGGAGAUGCGGUUAUUGCCGGGACCAUGAACGGAAAUGGCACAUUGGUCGCCAGACUGACCCGACUCCCCGGCAAGAACACAGUCACGGAUAUUGCCAGGCUGGUGGACGAGGCGCAAAACGCCAAGCCCAAGCUCCAAGACUACGCUGAUCGCGUUGCCAGCUGGUUCGUGCCGGUUGUCACCUCUAUCGCCGCCGUCGUCAUCGUCGUUUGGCUCGUGGUCGGUUUCAAAGUCCGGCAUUACAGCACCGGACAGUCCGUUUCCAACGGCAUUACCUAUGCCGUCGCCACCCUAGCAGUUUCAUGCCCCUGCGCGCUUGGGUUGGCGGUGCCCAUGGUGCUCGUCAUUGCGGGCGGCAUUGCGGCACGCAACGGUGUCAUCAUCAAGUCGACGGAAUGCACGGAGCGCGCACGCAACGUGACGGAUGUGGUGUUUGACAAGACAGGAACCAUCACGGAAGAAAGUCUCGCUGUGGAGGAGCAAAGGUAUCUGAUUAGGGAGGACGAGGCGGUUGCGAUCUCGAGAGCCUUGGUUAACGGCAACAAGCACCCGGUCUCUCUCGCCGUCGCCAAGCGUCUGGCGCCAGGCGUCGCUGCUUCGACCAAAGUCGAGGGCUUGCGCGUCAUCCCCGGUGCUGGCGUUGAAGCAACGCUUGGCGGGGCAACGCUCCGGGCAGGAAAUCCCGGAUGGACCGCCACGGCUGCUCACCCGGUCGUGAGUCGUCUUCAGAAUGGCGGCAUGACGCUUCUCGUCGUCACCCGUGAUGACGAGCCGAUUGCGGUGUACGGCCUGAGGUCGCGCCUGCGCGAAGAGGCUGCUCGGGUUAUAGCCCAGCUUGGCCGCCGCAACGUUGCAGUACACCUUGUAUCUGGUGACCAAAGGUGUGCGGUAGAAACGGCAGCGUCCCAAGUCAACAUCCCGCGCCCAAACGUGGUGUCUCAAUGCACUCCUGCGGGGAAGCGCGAUUACGUCGCCAGCCUCAUGUCCCGCGGCAAGACUGUCAUGUUUGUUGGGGACGGGACCAACGACGCCGUCGCUGUGACCCAAGCCGACGUUGGCGUCCAGCUCGGCAGCGUCCUCUCCGCCAGCGAGGUUACUCGCGGCGCCGCCGACGUCGUGCUCCUCAACGGGCUCGAGGGCAUCCUGUUCCUCAUGGACGUGAGCAGCGCCAGUUUCCGACGCAUGGUGUUCAACUUUGCGUGGUCUGCCGUGUACAACGUCCUGGCUAUCCUGUUCGCAUCCGGGGCGCUUGUCAAUGUCCGCAUUCCUCCAGCCUAUGCUGGGUUGGGCGAGGUGGUCAGCGUUGUGCCCGUCGUUGUGGCUGCCAUGACCAUGGUGCUGAUGAAGAAGAAGAAGAAGAUGAUGAUGAGGAAGACCAAGACCAAAGCCUCUGCUACUGCUGCUCCUUAG
This is a messenger RNA of Ustilaginoidea virens, 3006 nucleotides long. RefSeq lists its product as uncharacterized. Gene Ontology annotation, cellular component: membrane. The record is from RefSeq and is a predicted model, not a curated record. The coding region runs from base 1 to 3006 and encodes 1001 amino acids. The transcript is spliced from 4 exons. Lineage: Eukaryota; Fungi; Ascomycota; Sordariomycetes; Hypocreales; Clavicipitaceae. Gene Ontology annotation, molecular function: metal ion binding; ATPase-coupled monoatomic cation transmembrane transporter activity; ATP binding. Gene Ontology annotation, biological process: monoatomic cation transport.